Bombyx mandarina (wild silkworm) is the source of this 3310-nucleotide messenger RNA. RefSeq names its product piggyBac transposable element-derived protein 4. The record is from RefSeq and is a predicted model, not a curated record. Lineage: Eukaryota; Metazoa; Arthropoda; Insecta; Lepidoptera; Bombycidae.
UACGAUUUCAGUUUGGACGCACGUACACGUAUUUAAACAGUAACGAAAAUCAAAGUGUGGUGAUUUUUUUUAAUUGUUAAUAAUGGAAUCUCAACGUGCUGCAGCAGGUCGAGGCAGAAGUGGUCGUGCUGGCGGUCAACGUGUUCGUGGUCAUCACCAAGCCCGACCUUCGGCCUCUGAAUCACUCGUCACUAUGCCAAUCGAGGCGUUGCCGGCGGUGCUCGCGCCCGUAGUGGAAAUCCCAAGAUCAGAAAUGUGGGGAUCCAACGCUUCGUCCCCGGCCAGGAGGGACCAGGAGACGCCUCCGGUGCCAUCACCUGCCCUAUACGUAGAAUGUGGGCCUAGCAGCGGGGCAAGCACGCCGACCACCGAGCGGCCUGCAAGUCUGAGUCACGUCUCAAAGGAAGCUCGGCGUGAAUUAAUCCCUUCGUCCUCUUCGUCCUCUCGAUCUCUUCGCGACGAAGAGAUUAUGGUAUUGCUCAAUUACGGCAGCGAAGAAGAGUCGGAGGAAGAGGAGGACGAAGAGACUAUGCAGCGGCUGACGGUGCCGCACUCGACCAGGAUGUGGUUAGACGAAGAGGAUGAGGAAGUUGAAAGAGGUGAAGAGAGGAUCCCUCCUCUCCCGAGAGAUAACAUUAAUAUAGAGCAACCUCCUCAACCUCUUCGUCUAUCCACAUCCACCUCACCGACGGCUCUUUCGCCCUCUGUGGCGCUAGGGCCAACUAAUAAAUUUAUGUUUGAAUGGAGAACGGCGCCAAUGCCUGCAAUCGAACCUGAUUUAAGGCGAGAACCGUUCUCCCAAAUUAGUGGUCCAAAGGUUUCUUUCGCGACUCCGUAUGAUGCAUUCAUUGCCAUAUGGGAUCGUGAAAUAAUGGAAUCGAUAGUCGAGGAAACCAACAUUUACGCACAGCAGCUGGCAACGGUCAUGCUGGAGACUGGGACGAUCCGCCCUCAUAGCUGGAUUACUCGAUGGCAAGAUACGGAUGUAAACGAACUUUACACGUAUUUUGCCAUCAUUCUGGCUAUGGGGGUGUUCAUCAAAAGCUGCCUGACCGAGUAUUGGUGCACGGCACAAGACGUAUUUUAUACACCAGGCUUCUCCGCCCAAAUGUCGUAUGACCGUUUCCGGCUGCUGUCAAGGUGCCUACACUUUUCUAAUAACACUGCUUGUGAUCUUGCAAUGUUGACACGACGCCAGGUCAAGCUGUACAAAAUACAACCGUUAAUAGACCACUUAAAUAAAAAAUUUGCGGAACUUUACAAUUUGGGUCAAAAUUUAGCAGUGGAUGAAAGUUUGACGAUGUGGAAAGGCUGGCUUGAUACAAACCAGUUCAUUCCACAAAAGGCAGCGACAGUUGGGAUCAAAACUUAUGAAGUUUGUGAAUCGCAGAGUGGUUACCUGUGGCGGUUUGAAGUUCACGCUGGCCAUGACAUCUCGGCUUCACAGGACGAUCCAAUUUCUGGCACAGUACCAGCUCUCGUGCUCAGACUUUUAAAUGGUCUUGAGCAUAAAGGGCACACAAUAUGGAUGGAUAAUUUUUAUAACUCUCCAGCGCUAGCCCGAGAACUUAAGACACGCGGCUUUGACUGUGUGGGCACACUGCGGACUAACCGACAAUUUGUGCCGUACGAAGUGACGUCCCUUACAAAAAGGGAUAUGACAGUCGGUCAAGUGAUGGGAUGCACCUCGGGAGAUGUGGAUAUUUUGGUGUGGAAAGAUAAAGGCCGGGUGGCAUUUAUUUCCACAUACCAUGGUCUUGCAUCUGUUACGUUUGAGGAAAGACUGAAGCCGACUGUCGCGUACGAUUAUAAUAUUUGUAUGGGCGGAGUAGACCGCAAGGACCAGCAGCUUGCAGUGUAUCCCAUAGAAAGAAGAAGGACAAAAGUUUGGUACAAGAGAUUCUUUAGAAGGCUCUUGAACGCUAGUGUCUUGAACUCGCACAUACUACACCAAAAUCAGUCAUUCUCACACCGGAAAUUCCGGACGGUGUUGAUCACUGAACUAUUGAGUGCACACCGUACACAACCACCUAGCACACUCACCCCAACACAUGUACAUUGCCCAGCGCAAUAUGGCCUGACCAAGAGCGGUAAAUCAGACCGCCUUAGGCGCCAGUGUGCCGUCUGCUCCAGGCGGACUCACACAUAUUGCAAGGCCUGCAACGUGGCAAUGUGUAUUUUCACUUGCUACGAGACAUACCACACUACACACCGACACUUUACCGGUCAUUGAUACUUAUUUUUAUACACACACGCGCAUGCACACAUACAGGGUAUAUAGGCAGUAGUGUUAAAGAUAUUUCUAUUGCCCUUGUAGCCAGACGAGCAUACCUGAUGGUGAGUGGUUACCGUAAAAAGUUAAGCUGGGCAUACCAGAUGGUAAGUGGUUACCGUAAAAUUUGUUAUUGUUACCAUCCAUAUUGUUGCACAGUACUAAAGAAAAAGCUGCAUGUGUUGUACACUUUUUUUUUUGCUAUCUGACAGCCCUUUCACACAUGGUCUCCGUUUUACUGAUCCGUUUUGUCGUAUACUUUUUUUUCAUCGAUGGAGCAUGAAGUUGUAUGAGCGACUUUACAUAGCCGCUCAUAUGAGCUCAUAUCAACUACCAGUUGACAUGGGCCUUCUGUUCCCCCGCCAUCUAUUUUAAUUUAAAAUUAAUUAAAAAAGAACUAUGUUAUCGCUUAAAAAUAGUCGUGCUCGAAAACGCGCUAUCUCUGUGUUCAGCGUAUCAUCAUUCUGCACCGUAGUUGAAUACUAAAAAACAAAAUACUUCAAUGUGAAGCAUAAUUCAUACUAAGCUUAAAAACAUAACACUUGCUUGAGGUACAAUGAAUGGUUUUGUGAUAACGGAGCCGCGCGGCGCAGUUGUAAAAAAUGACGUGGCACUUAGGGUGAGCGUCAAGAGCCCGUUCGGGCAAGCCAGCGACAGUAUUCGGUAACCAGUAAAAAAAAAGGUCCGAUACAUUAUGACAUUGUGUUUUUUUUUUAUUUUUUUGUUGUAUCUGCGAAAACGGGUACCGUAUACACGGAGACUAUGUGUGAACGGAUUGUUAGGGCCAGCGUCGUGUCAACAAUGCAAUUCGCAAUUAUUAGAGGUGGCACAUAAAUUAAGUACGCAGUUGGGUUAUUAUGGGUGUUGGUUUAUUUAUGGUUGAUUUAUUUAUAAGCUAUCUUUUAACUGUGUGGUAUCUAAGUACGAUUAGUUGCAAGUUACCUAGUUGUUAUUAAUUAUUAUUAUUAUUAUUAUUUUUUCAUCACGAUAACAUUAAAAAAAAUGUUUAUUUGACCUAUCAAUCAAAAAGUGUCGAAA